AUGACGGAACGACGCUUGCCAGUGAAGCAGCUGGUCAUCCUUUCAAUAUGCCGCUUCGCCGAGCCCAUCGCCCUCACGAGCGUCUUCCCCUACAUCCCCGAAAUGAUGGAGUCGUUUGGCGUACCUGAGAAUGACAUCGCGCGGUGGGCCGGCCUCACCUCCGCCGUCUUCUCGCUCUCCCAGGCCGUCACGGGCAUACCAUGGGGCGCCGCUUCGGACCGCUUUGGGAGGAAACCGGUCAUACUCAUUGGGCUGUUCAAUACCAUGGUGACGAUGCUCAUCUGGGGGUUUUCGACAAGCUUGCCCAUGGCCAUAACAGCUCGUGCUCUGCAAGGGCUGGGCAAUGGGAACGUGGGCAUAUUGAGGACAACAGUGGCUGAGUUGUGCCCCUGGAAGGAGCUACAGCCCCGCGCGUUCAGUAUUAUGCCUCUAGUCUAUACCAUUGGGGCCAUCUUUGGCCCCACCAUAGGUGGCGCAUUGUCCAAUCCCUUGCGGGUUGACCCUCGCAAGCCCCGCGGCGACACAUUCCUUGAGAGAUUCCCCUACAGUCCGCCGAAUAUGGUCGCGGCGACCUUGUUCUGUAUUGGUAUUAUCACCGGGUGGCUCUUUCUAAAGGAAACACUCGAAACUAAGAGGCAUGAGCGCGACACGGGGCUAAUAAUCGGAGCUAAGAUAAUGGCAUGGGUGCGUAAAACCUUCAACAAGCCCAGACCGCAGAAGAAAAUCCGCCAUGAGCGGGAGCCCCUUCUAGCCAAGCAGAAAGCGAACAACGACGAAGAGGCUGCCCCAGAAAUUAUCACAAUUGCACCGGCAAUCGAGGAGCGGCCAAGAGUCAGAGACGUUCUUUCUUUCCAGACAAGCAUGAAUUUACUCGUGUAUUUCCUGCUCGCGUUGUACACCUUGGCCUAUGAUCAGCUUCUUCCGGUGUUUAUGCAUCAUCCUCCACAGUCGUUGGACGAUCCCAAUGUAUCUCUUCCGUUCAAAUUCGCCGGUGGCUUCGGCAUAGACUCCAGGCGCAUUGGGGCAAUUUUUACCGUCUUCGCCGUGUCUUCGACGCUUUGCCAGUUUCUUCUCUUUCCGCCGCUCGCACAACGCCUCGGUGUUCUUCGCUGCCUACGCAUCUCAUUCUUCUUUUUCCCGUUCGUAUUCUUCAUUACGCCGUUCAUCUCCCUACUUCCUAGUAGAACGGCUAAAGAAAUCGCCAUGGUCGCCUUACUAAUCGUCAGAGGAUUUGGCGGCACCUUUGCGUUCCCUACCUCCACCAUCAUGCUCACGAACAGUGCGACGAGUCUCCGCGUCCUCGGAACCAUCAAUGGCCUUGCCACGAGCGUUUCAGCCAUAGGACGGGCCAGCGGGCCUGCCAUUGGCGGCGGUCUCUUCACCUGGGGAGUCAAGCGCGGCUACGUCAUUCUGCCGUUCUGGAUAAUCUCAGCGAUCGCAUUCAUAGCUUGGAUACCGACCUGGUGGCUAGUCGAAGGGAAAGGUUUCGGAGACGAUCCCGAUUCCGACCUGGAAAGCGUUGUUUCUGCUACAGCUUCGUCUGCCGAAUCAGAAGAUGCCAAGUCGGAUGAAGACGACGAGGAAGGACAGUCCGAAUCGGAGUAUGGGGAACCGACGAAUCUCCUUUCGUAUACAAGUACCCGGUCCAGCGAAGCGGUGGCUUCCGACGAGGAAUUGGGUCUUAGUGAUGAGGAUGAGGUUAUACGGAGGCGCCAUGGACGAAGGGGCACUUUUAGCGGCAUGGCGCAUAUGAGGAGUCAUUCACAUGGACGGUGGUCCAGAACAGUGCGCAGAAGGUCUUCCGUGCCGGUUGGCAUGGGCAUUGGAUUCCGACGGCUCAGCUCGAAUCUCGGGAGUACUGGCAUUGGGGCUGGCGGCGCGAGCUGGGGCGGCACGUGA
Messenger RNA from Trematosphaeria pertusa, 1899 nucleotides. RefSeq names its product MFS general substrate transporter. The record is from RefSeq and is a predicted model, not a curated record. Lineage: Eukaryota; Fungi; Ascomycota; Dothideomycetes; Pleosporales; Trematosphaeriaceae. Gene Ontology annotation, molecular function: transmembrane transporter activity. The transcript has 4 exons. The coding region runs from base 1 to 1899 and encodes 632 amino acids. Gene Ontology annotation, biological process: transmembrane transport.